Messenger RNA from Callithrix jacchus (white-tufted-ear marmoset), 5705 nucleotides. RefSeq names its product leucine rich repeat containing 15 (gene LRRC15). The record is from RefSeq and is a predicted model, not a curated record. Gene Ontology annotation, molecular function: protein binding. Gene Ontology annotation, cellular component: extracellular matrix. Lineage: Eukaryota; Metazoa; Chordata; Mammalia; Primates; Cebidae.
CCCAGGCGAGCCACACUCAUGCUGCAGCCUUGAGCCCUCCCUCCUCCUCCUCUCAGGCUCCCUCUUGUCCCCAGCGGGUGCCGAGCUGCUGAGGCCAUGUCACUGAAGCAUUAUCUCCUUUUGCUGGUGGGCUGCCAUGCCUGGGGUAUAGGGCUGGCCUACUAUGGCUGCCCUAGUGAGUGUACCUGCUCCAGAGCCUCCCAGGUGGAGUGCACUGGGGCACGCAUUGUAGCUGUGCCCACCCCUCUGCCCUGGAAUGCCAUGAGCCUGCAGAUUCUCAAUACGCACAUCACCGAACUCAAUGAGUCCCCGUUCCUCAACAUCUCAGCCCUCAUUGCUCUGAGGAUUGAGAAGAAUGAGCUGUCACGCAUCAUGCCCAGUGCCUUCCGAAACCUGGGCUCCCUGCGCUAUCUCAGCCUCGCCAACAACAAGCUUAGGGUUCUGCCCAUCGGUCUCUUCCAGGGCCUGGACAGCCUUGAGUCACUGCUUCUGUCCAGUAACCAGCUGGUGCAGAUCCAGCCGGCACAUUUCUCCCAGUGCAGCAACCUCAAGGAGCUGCAGCUGCAUGGCAACCACCUGGAAUACAUCCCCGACGGAGUCUUCGACCCACUGGUGGGACUCACGAAGCUCAAUCUGGGCAAGAAUAGCCUCACCCACAUCUCACCCCGGGUCUUCCAGCACCUGGGCAACCUGGAGGUCCUCCGGCUCUAUGAGAACAGGCUCACGGAUAUCCCCAUGGGCACUUUCGACGGGCUUGUCAACCUCCAGGAGCUGGCUCUGCAGCAGAACCAGAUUGGGCUGCUCUCUCCUGGUCUCUUCCACAACAACCACAACCUCCAGAGGCUCUAUCUGUCCAACAACCACAUCUCCCAGCUGCCGCCGAGCAUCUUCAUGCAGCUGCCCCAGCUCAACCGCCUUACUCUCUUUGGCAAUUCCCUGAAGGAGCUCUCUCCGGGGAUCUUCGGGCCCAUGCCCAACCUGCGGGAGCUUUGGCUCUAUGAUAACCACAUCACUUCUCUACCUGACAAUGUCUUCAGCAACCUCCACCAGUUGCAGGUCCUGAUCCUUAGCCGCAACCAGAUCAGUUUCAUCUCCCCGGGUGCCUUCAAUGGGCUCACGGAGCUUCGAGAGCUGUCCCUCCACACCAACGCGCUGCAGGACCUGGACGGGAAUGUCUUCCGCAUGUUGGCCAACCUGCAGAACAUCUCCCUGCAGAACAACCGCCUGAGACAGCUCCCAGGGAAUAUCUUCGCCAACGUCAAUGGCCUCAUGACCAUCCAGCUGCAGAACAACGAGCUGGAGAACUUGCCCCUCGGCAUCUUCGAUCACUUGGGGAAACUGUGUGAGCUGCGGCUGUACGACAAUCCCUGGAGGUGUGACUCAGACAUCCUUCCACUCCGCAACUGGCUCCUGCUCAACCAGCCUAGGUUAGGGACGGACACUCUACCUGUGUGUUUCAGUCCAGCCAAUGUCCGAGGCCAAUCCCUCAUUAUCAUCAAUGUCAAUGUUGCUAUUCCCAGUGUCCAUGUCCCCGAGGUGCCUAGUUACCCAGAAACGCCAUGGUACCCAGACACAUCCAGUUACCCUGACACCACAUCCAUCUCUUCUGCCACUGAGUUAACCAGCUCUGUAGAAGACUACACUGAUCUGACUACCAUUCAGGCCACUGAUGACCGCAGCGUUUGGGGCAUGACCCAGGCCCAGAGCGGGCUGGCCAUUGCCGCUAUUGUCAUUGGCAUUGUCGCCCUGGCCUGCUCCCUGGCUGCCUGCAUCGGCUGCUGCUGCUGCAAGAAGAGAAGCCAAGCGGUCCUGAUGCAGAUGAAGGCACCCAAUGAGUGUUAAAGAGGCAGGCUGGAGCAGGGCUGGGAAUGAUGGAACUGGAGGACCUGGGAAUUUCAUCUUUCUGCCUCCGCUGCUGGGUCUAUGGAGCUUUCCCGUGAUUACUCUUUCUGACCCUAGAGAAAGGUGUGCCUACCUCUUCCUGAUUCUCCCGUAGAGAAUCAUGUCGUGCCGGACCCUCCUACAAUCAGGAAUAUCCAACGGGCCAUGGCCAAAGCCCUGGGGAUUUCUGAUUCACACCCCUUGGCUUCCUUCAAGAGGACUCCUCCUCCAAAUCCUCCCCACCUGUCCUCCAAGAACCACCUUCCCUGUGCCCAGGCCCCUUCCUGGCUUCUGUAGACUCAGUCCACAGCCUGCUCACUUCGUGGGAAUAGUUCUCCGCCAAAAUAGCCCCUCUCCUCUAAGUAUUAUGUGAGUUGAUUUCCCUUCUUUUCUUCCUCUUGUUUGUGCUAUGGCUUGACCCAGCACGCCCCUCAAAUAAAAUUUAUCCGCUUGAUUUUCUGCUCCUGAAGGCAGGGUGAGUUCUCUCCUCAAAGAAGACUCCAAACCACUUAACUGGUUUCUUAAGAGCCGCCAAGCAGCCUGGCUUUGAGGACGCUCUGGAAGAGAGGAGAGUCAUGCCACUCAGUUCCUGGAGACAGGGCUGUCAUCAGCAUCUCUCCUGUGAUUUUUAUGUGGAAAAGGAGGAAAGACCCCAGCACAGCAACUUCAGUCUUUUAGAGAAGGAUCUUUCCGAACUACAAACUUUGCUUUGAAAAGUUUAGCCCUUUAAGGAAUAAAAUCAUGUUGGAUUUCGGACUUCUAAAAACAUUAAAAUCAGCUUAUUGGUACUGAUUAGAGAAAGAAAUCUGGUGCCUGGGGGUUCUGGUGUUCACCCCUGGAGUUUUCUUUUUUACAUUUGUAAUUGAAGUAUAUGUACAGAAAAGUGGGAACAUGAUCGUGUGCGGCUUGGUGAACUGUCACAAACUGAACACACCUGUGUAAUCAGCAUCCAGACCAAGACACAGAGCACCACAAAUAUCCCCCAUCCCGGGCUUUUCCCAGAGGAGAUGGGGGCUUCUGGAGAUGGACUAACCUAGGACCUGCUUCCCAUGAGCCAGGAUGCCCCCUCCUACAGCCAGCCUGCAUAAAAGCCCAGUGCCCAGGGGUGGAAGGGAAUAUGUGGGUGUGGACAGGAUGAGAGACUCGGGCCUGAAUCUGAGAUUUUAUUAAAUCUGGAGAUCCUGAGACCGCAGCACCCUGGCUGGCCAGGUCAAAAGCAUCCUGACAGCAGAGUCCUGUGCAGCCACGCCCCCUUCUCUGCCAGCAAGCUGUCUGCAUGCAGCUCAUUGGAGGCCCCUCCGCCUGGAGCCUUUUAUGGGCAUGUUAUGCCUGUAUCUGUUUUUAAUUUUCAUUCUUCACUUAGGGGAAGUGAAAUAGCUCAGAGAUGAGAUCCUUUAAUUGAAAACCAAGUGUAAUGGAACCCAGCAUCUUUCUAAUGUGGUAAAAUAAUUCAUCAACAUCACAGUCAGCUAGCAGCUAAACUUCAGAAUCUCACAGCAGGCAACACCGGGGUACACCAACAGGUCACACUGGGUCUCAGGGCUCCCUGGAGCUCCUCCUGCAUGUGAUCUGUUAGGAGCUGAGUUGUUUGCUCCAGGGUUAUUCUCAUCGAGUCACAGCCACACGAAUGCCUGCCUUCUCCCAUCUUCCCGCUACACACAUAUUCACGUGCCACUCAAGAAGUUGUGCUCACAUCAACGUGUGUCUUUCUCUGGACAGCUGACCCACCAGUUUAGAAGUAAAAAUGGUGAAAUGGAGACUUUAGGGUCUCCAGGUCUGCCCAGGAAAGAACUUCCGCUGACUCUGCCGGGAUUUGGAAAUCCACCACCAAUCCUGAUCGGUUCUUAUUAGUUCCCCUGCUCCACAAGACACCUGUGACAUCCCCCAGGGUCACAGCAGCACAGUGCUGUCCAGGUUUCCCUUCCAGUUCCUGCACAGAAAGUGUCCACAGGGACGUUUGCAAACACUAGUGCACUCUGUACCUUUCACUCCCUGCCCCAGGGAAUCUAGGAGAGAUCAGCCUGUUAGAGUCAAGAGAUAUCAUCUCCCCAAGGCAAAUCUGGGUCUCCAAGGCAUUUCCCAACUAUGGGUAGCACCUGGAGGACCUGCACCAAGGGUUGCCAGGGCCAACAGGAAGUGAGUCCAGGGCCUGGCGCGUGAGCAUCACUUGCUGAUGGUGGCCUACGUGGGCCUGGGGCUAACAGGGGCAGCUUGGCCUGUUCCCCUCGACAGGAAGCAUGGGUUUUCCCAUGUUCCUUGUCUCCAGACCUGCUGGGUGCUCCUGUGAAUGGGCUCCAGCUGCCUUUGUGCAUAGGCACAAGUGGGCCAGGGCUGGAGAGAGUUGGGGAGGCUCCUUACCUGUGGGCCCUGCCAAUCUUAGCCCAGAACCCCUGGGUAUUCCUGUCAGUAGCCAUGACAUUGGAGUAUCUUCCUCUCCAGCCCAGAGGCUGACCUGAGGGCUGCUGACCUCAGAUGACGCCACCCAGGAGCACCCUAGGUGAGGGCUGGGGGCCCCUUUAUUGUGAACCUCUUGCCUCUUCCUUUCUCCCAUUAGGGUGGCUGGAUAGAGCCAUCGGGCCUCCUUUUCCUCUGCGGGCCCUUCAACCUCUCCGCACCAUGUUGUCUGCCUGGGGAGCUCCUAGAAAAGCUGGGUGGAGUCUCUUUUCCAACAGGAUGAUGCAUUUGCUCAAUUCUCAGCUGAUCCCCCAAAAAGCUGGAGUAGGGAACAGAGUGCACUCUUCCCCUCCUUGACAGUCUCACGCCCAUCUGGAGUGGGAGCCAUGAGUCAGUGUGGGAAAAAAGCCAGUUAGAACCACUAUUUUUAAAAAGCGCUCACUGUGCGCAGAUACUCCUCAAAGCACUGGAUGUGGAUUCUCCUCUGACCCUCACGGCACCCCUGUGCCGUGGCAUGAGUGCCAGCUCUACCCGCGGGUGGUGGGGUACAGAGCCACUCGUUCUUCUGCAUGGUAUUCCAUAUGCUGGGAGUUUUAUUUAUCUCUUCAAACUUUGUAUAAGAACUCAUGGCUUGUCUUGAGCUUUCACCAUUAAACCAAAGCAAAUGGAAGCCACUCCCCUGUUGGUCUCCUUCGUCUUGGUCAUUGGAAUCUCACUUGGUACCAUUUCGAUCAAAAGCUUUGUAUCUGCAGGAAAAGAUUACACUCAUCCAUCCCUUAAAGAAUAGAAUAGCUGGUCCCUCUCAUGGGAAUUAGGCUGUAUGUAUAUUGUUCUUCCUCCUUAGAAUGUAGAGAUCCAAGAGUUCUUAGAACUUUUCAUCGACACCCUUUCCACAACCUUUCGGAUGCUGAUGUAGCACUGUUGGGAAGGAACUUCCAUACUCAGGAAGCUUACAGAGAGCAGGUAGCUAGAGAUAAUUCGGGAACCAGAGUUAGUUGACAGAUGUUAGAUGUAUCCUAGCCUUUAGCUAUAAAGCACUCAAAGAUUCAGCCCCCAGAUGCUACAGUCAGAGCUGAAUCUGGAUUGCUGGGGAGGGAGUGGUGGCCUUGGGAAGGAAGCCAUUGCUGUGGUUCAGAGAGGGUAGGCUGGCAAGCCACUUCCAGGUAAAACUUCUUCCGCCUGAGGUUUCUUCUAAGGAGAGAUCGUUCUCACCAACUCACUGCCUUCACGCUGCCUUCAAAAGCAGAUUGUGUCUGCCUUGCUUAGAGAAUUAUGCAAAUCAUCCCCAGUGCUUGGCAAUGCAUUUAGAGAUGUCUAGAGCCUCAGGGUUUUGUAGAUUGUGAGCCCUGGUGGGCAGGGUUAGGGGUCUGUCUUCUGCUGGAUGCUGCUUUUCAUAAUUUGGUGUACAGAAUCAACAAUAAAUGGUAUAC